GGUGUUGGUUUCUUUGACAGUACCUAAAGUGAAUUCUUCCCGUCGCGUGGAGCAUGCAACUUCUUUGAAAGGCAUGAUUAUAAAACAACCGUGAAAGCUACUUUAAAUAUUUCAAAACGUUUAUAAGAUUGUAGUCGCUUUUUGGUAUAAAAACAGGGUUGACAUAGUUCGUUAGUGAGAGGAAGCCUCUUUCCACUGCAGAGAUCGAGGAGGGGCAGCAACUAAAUAAACAAGUGAAGGACUUCUUUACAGCAAAAUCUGUCGAUGUUAUUGUCAACUGCAAUGUUUGGAUUGAGCUAGAACUGUAAAACUCAAGAGUGCGUUCAAAACAAUAUCUGAGACAUUCCUUCGUCUGUGGUUAGUGCGAAGACUACUAUUGCUUUUGUACAUUAAUUAUGAAUCGUCUGAUUGUUGCUCUGUACUGCAUAACGCUAAGUUAUGCCUCCACGCAUCCACAACAUGGACCUCAGUUUUUUUCAAUUACAGUGGAUGCAUCUAAAGCUCAAAGACAGUUGAGACAUUUCUGGAGGAGUACUGGAUUUUGUCCUCCUUUGCCACACAACAAAGCAGAUGUGUUUGACUUAAGCAGAGACCAACAACUGAACCUUGCAUAUAUUGCAUCGGUACCUCACAGUGGCAUAGAACAAGUUCGAAUUCACUGGCUUUUAGAACUAAUCACAAUUCAGGAAAUGAAUGGCAAACUUUUGUACGACUUCACGAACUUGGAUAAUUUAAUUCACCUUCUGUGGCAAUAUGGGCUUAUGCCAGGAUUUGAGCUCAUGGGAAAUCCAUCAGGAUACUUUACCAAUUUUGAAGAGAAAAAUCAGGUGUUUGAGUGGAGAAAGUUGAUCAUGCUUUUAGCAAGAAGGUACAUAGAUGCCUACAGUCUGGCAUAUGUGUCAAAAUGGAACUUUGAAACCUGGAAUGAACCAGAUCAUCAUGAUUUUGAUAAUUUAACUUUCACAGUUAAAGGAUUCCAAAACUACUAUGACGCCUGUUCAGAAGGUUUAAAAGAUGCUAACUCACAACUUCAACUAGGUGGACCUGGAGAUUCAUGUCAUCCUCCUCCACAUUCGCCUAUCAGUUGGGGUUUGCUAAAUCACUGUUAUAAUGGAACCAACUUCUUUACGGGAGAAAUUGGAACACGACUAGACUACAUUGCUUUACACAAGAAGGGUGCCGGCAGUUCUUUGCACAUCCUUGAGCAAGAAUUGGUUACAGUUCAACAGAUUCAAAAUCGUUUUCCUAAAUUUCGGUCCAUUCCCAUUUACAACGAUGAGGCUGAUCCAUUGGUGGGUUGGUCAAUUCCCCAGAUUUGGCGAGCAGACGUAACCUACGCUGCGAUGGUUGUUAAGGUAAUAGCGCAGCACCAGAAUCUACUAAUUUCGAAUCCAAAGAACACAAUAAAUUUUACAUUGCUUAGCAAUGAUAAUGGCUUCCUGAACUACUACCCAAAUUACUUCACACAAAGAACUCUGACUGCAAGGUUUCAGAUGAACAAUACAAAACCUCCACAUGUGCAAAUGGUUCGUAAACCAGUGCUCACGGUCAUGGGAUUGUUGGCUUUAUUAGGUGAGAAACAAAUUGAAGUAGAAAUGAUGCCCAAUGAUGAUGGUUUGACUGAGAAUAGCACUUUGGGAGUACUUGCAACUAUUCAUGAAACUUCAAGUCUGCCUUCCUCUGACAGCUGGCAAUCUACUAUAAUAAUUUACAACAGUGAUGACAAUCGGACAUCAUCAGAUAUCACCUUUGUGACUGUGAACCUAACUAAUUUUCCCACUCAAGAAGAACUUGUGUAUGUCAUUUACCAUCUGGACAACAAUAACACAAACCCUUACUUGCAAUGGAAGAAUCUUGGAAGGCCAGAUUUUCCAACAGUGGAACAGUUUCAUCUUAUCAGACAAACGGAGGAUCCUGUUGUUAAGGGACCAAUGCCAUUUCCUCCAGAAGGCAACAUCAUUCUGAAGCUGCAACUUCCUAUUCCUUCUGUGUAUCUGUUGCACAUCUGUGCAAAGCCUGAAAGAUCUCCAAACCAGACUCAUGGUGUGAGCUUUAUACCUCUGAUACUGGGACAGGUGGCUGUUACGUGGGAUGAUAGUUACGUGAAUUCAAAAUGCUUAAAAACAUUUGAAGUGGAAUUUUCAGUAGAUGGAAGUGUUUAUAGAAGAAUCAAUGAUAAAGACACUAUAUUUACUAUUUUUAUACAUGCUCCACUCCCCAAGAAAAAAGAACUUCCACAGGUGUCCGGUUUCUAUCGUAUUCGUGCAGUGGAUUACUGGGGCAAACCUGGACAGUACUCUGACCCUGUUCAAUAUAUUGAAGGGAAAGAUUAAAAACUUUAUAAAGAAAAGUUUCACUAUCUGGGAUGGAGGAGUAAAUAAAUGCAUAUGCUUCCUCUAAAUGGGUAAUUUAGUUCAAUAAGGUCAGGGUAUAUUACAAUCACAAGGCUUGAGGUUAACCAAUUAGCUUCCAUGGCUAGUGGUUGAGGUGGAAAUAUUGAAAUUGGACAGAUGGACAAAGGAAAGUAGUUUCAACUUUGAAAUAAAAGAACUUAGAAAAUAGGUGCAGGAGUAGGCCAUUCGGCCCUUCGAGGCUACACCACCAUUCAUAGAGUCAUAGAGAUGUACAGCAUGGAAACAGACCCUUCGGUCCAACCCGUCCAUGCCGAUCAGAUAUCCCAACCCAAUCUAGUCCCACCUGCCAGCACCCGGCCUUUAGUUGCCCCUUAGGUCUCUUUUAUACCUUUCCCCUCUCACCCUAAACCUAUGCCCUCUAGUUCUGGACUCCCCCACCCCAGGGACAAGAUUUUGUCUAUUUAUCCUAUCCAUGCCCCUCAUAAUUUUGUAAACCUCGAUAAGGUCGCCCCUUAGCCUUCGAAGCUCCAGGGAAAACAGCCCCAGCCUGUUCAGCUUCUCCCUGUAGCUCAGAUCCUCGAACCCUGGCAACAUCCUUGUAAAUCUUUUCUGAACCCUUUCAAGUUUCACAAUAUAUUUCCAAUAGGAAGGAAACCAGAAUUGCAUGCAAUAUUCCAACAGUGGCCUAACCAAUAUCUUGUACAGCCGCAACAUGACCUCCCAACUCCUGUACUCAAUGCUCUGAUCAAUAAAGGAAAGCAUACCAAACGCCUGUUUUACUAUCCUAUCUAUCUGUGACUCCAUGUUCAAGGAUCUAUGAACCUGCACUCCGAGGUCUUUUGUUCAGCAACACUCCCUAGGUCCUUACCAUUAAGUGUAUAAAUCCUGCUAAGAUUUGCUUUCCCAAAAUGCAGCACCUCGCAUUUAUCUGAAUUAAACUCCAUUUGCCACUUCUCAGCCCAUUGACCCAUCUGGUCCAGAUCCUGUUGUAAUCUGAGGUAACCCUCUUCGCUAUCCACUACACCUCCAAUUUUGGUGUCAUCUGCAAACUUACUAAAUGUACCUCUUAUGCUCACAUCCAAAUCAUUUAAGUAAAUGACAAAAAGUAGAGGGCCCAGCACCGAUCCUUAUGGCACUCCACUGGUCACAGGCCUCCAGUCUGAAAAGUAAUCCUCCAGCACCACCCUCUGUCUUCUACCUUUGAGCCAGUUCUGUAUCCAAAUGGCUGGUUCUCCCUGUAUUCUGUGAGAUCUAACCUCGCUCAUCAGUCUCCCAUGGGGAACCUUGUCGAACGGCUUACUGAAGUCCAUAUAGAUCACAUCUACUGCUCUGCCCUCAUCAAUCUUCUUUGCUGCUUCUUCAAAAAACUCAAUCAAGUUUGUGAGAUGUGAUUUUCCACGCACAAAGCCAUGUUGACUAUGCCUAAUCAAUCCUUGCCUUUCCAAAUACAUGUACAUCCUGUCCCUCAGGAUUCCCUCCAACAACUUGCCCACCACCGAGGUCAGCUAAUUUGCCCAUCACUGAGGUCAGGCUGACAGGUCUACUGGCUUGUCUUUACCAUCCUUCUUAAACAGUGACACCACGUUUGCCAACCUCCAGUCUUCUGGCACCUCACCUCACCUCACCAUCGAUGAUACAAAUAUCUCAGCAAGAGGCCCAGCAAUCACUUCCCUAGCUUCCCACAGAGUUCUCGGGUACACCUGAUCAGGUCCUGGGGAUUUAUCCACCUUUAACCAUUUCAAGACAUCCAGCACUUCCUCCUCUGUAAUCUGGACAUUUUGCAAGAUGUCACCAUCUAUUUCCCUACAGUCUAUAUCGUGGCUGAUCAAGCAAUUUCAGUAUCCUGUUCCUGCUCUCUCUCCAUACCUCUUGGUCCUUUUGGCUACAAGGGCCAGAUCUGGCUCCCUCUUGAAUAUAUUUAAUGAACCGGCCCCAACAGCUUCCUGUAGUAGAGAAUUCCACAAGUUCACUACUGUCUGAGUGAAGGAAUUCUUCCUCACCUCAGUCCCAAUGGCUUACCCUUUAAUCUUUGGCUGUGACCCGUUAUUCUGGACUUUCCUAGUAUCGGAAACAUUCUUCCCAUAUCUAGCCUGCCCAGGCCCAUCAGGAUUUUAUCUGUGUUUAUGAGAUCUCACUUAUUCUUCUAAAUUCCAGUGAGUACAAGCCCAGAUGAUCCAAUCUUACCUUAUCUGUCAGUCUUGCCACCCUGGGAAUCGGUCUGGUGAAUCUUUGCUGGGCUUCCUCAAUAGUAAGAAUACCCUUCCUCAGACUAGAAGACCAAGACUGCACACAAUACACAAGGUGUGGCCUCACCAAGGCCCUGUAUAAUUGCAACAAGACAUCAUUACUCUGAUACUCAAAUCCUCUCACUAUGAAGAACAGCAUGCCAUUAGCUUUCCUCACUACCUGCUGCAGCUGCACGCCAACCUUCUGCACCUGUUCCACCAUAACAGCCACCUUAUCUGAAUGGAGGCAGUUUAAAAUCUACAUUCUGGUUUUUGCCACCAAAGUGGGUAGUCUCACAUUUAUCCACCCAGUAUUGCAUUAGACAAGUAUUUGCCCAUUCAGCUAGCCUGUCCAAAUCACCUGCAGCCUCUUAGCAACCUCCGAACAGCACACAAUGUCAUCCAGCCUAGUGUUGUCUGCAAAUGUAAAGAUAUUGAAAUCAAUUCUUGUGGUUAAACAUGGACCUAAAAAAGCUUGUUUGUAAAUUGUAACUUCUGUGCAU
Hemiscyllium ocellatum (epaulette shark) is the source of this 5082-nucleotide messenger RNA. It is a transcript of the gene idua, whose product is annotated as alpha-L-iduronidase. The record is from RefSeq and is a predicted model, not a curated record. Gene Ontology annotation, molecular function: L-iduronidase activity. NCBI's taxonomy places the organism in Eukaryota, Metazoa, Chordata, Chondrichthyes, Orectolobiformes, Hemiscylliidae. Bases 396 to 2333 code for a protein of 645 amino acids. The transcript has 14 exons. Gene Ontology annotation, biological process: carbohydrate metabolic process.